UUCCCUCGCGGCCACGAGCGGCUCCUUGACGUGAUGACGGCGUGCCUGUCUGACACGUGACAGCACGCACGAGCAAAGACAGCACGGGCCCAGUCUGGACUGCCAACUAAAAACAUUUUGGAUCCAAAAUCUGACAUUCCUGUAGUUUGUAAAUGUUUCAUUCCUGAAGCGGAAUUUCCCGAACUUACUUCCGCUUUCGCUCUGAAGGCGGGGGUGUGUUCCUGCUGCCGCGCGAGCCCCACCCUCCGCUGUUGUUGUUUUGAUUAUUAAUAACAGUCGCGCUCUGUGGCUCGUGCUGUCAACCGCUGAGUAGGUGCCGCCGAGAGUUGGCUCGCCGCGCGCAUGCAGCAGAAUGGCUCGAGCGGUUCCAACGGCUCUGACGGCUGCGGCAGCAGGGAUCGUCCGGCUCCGUCCUUCAGCCCGCUGCCCGCCGCCACGACGCGGGUGAGGCGCUUCAUUCAGGAGAGACGGACGCUGCCUCUACCCAGAGUGAUGGUGGUGUUCUCGGCCGCGGGGGACACCGAGAAACCGGGCGAUGCCAUGUCCAGCGCGGACUCUGCUGCGGAGGACGAGUUCCGAAAGCCGGCCUCCCCAGCACCGAGCUUCAGCCUCGGCACGCCGCUCCGCUCCUCGCUCAACACACCGGAGCAGGAGUUUCCAGAGGUCAUCUCUCUGAACGUUGGGGGCACAUACUUCACCACCCGCCUGUCCACGCUGCGACGAUACGAGGACACCAUGUUGGCCGCCAUGUUCAGCGGGCGUCACUACAUCCCACGUGACGCUGAGGGACGCUACUUCAUUGAUCGGGAUGGAGCAUAUUUUGGGGACAUCCUGAACUUCCUGCGAGAAGGCGAGCUUCCCCACAGGGACCGGGUGCGGGCAGUGCACAGAGAGGCUCAGUACUACUCCAUCGGCCCGCUGCUGGACAGCCUGGAGGACACUCAGCCGCUCACAGGGGAGAAAGUCCGACAAGCUUUCCUCGAUCUGCUGCCCUACUACAGAGACAAUCUGGAGCGUAUCGUGGAGAUUGCCAAACUGCGGGCCAUGCAGAAGAAGGCACGGUUCGCCAAGUUGAAGAUCUGCGUCUACAAGGAGGAGAUGCCCAUCACGCCAUACGAGCGUCCUCUUUUUAACUCUCUGCGUUUUGAGCGCUCGGACAGCGAGGCCAAGCUCUUCGAGCACCACUGCGAGGUGGACGUUUCCUUCGGACCCUGGGAGGCGGUGGCGGACGUUUACGACCUGCUGCACUGCAUCGUCAGUGACCUGGCCGAGCGCGGCAUCACCGCCGAGCAGCAGUGUAUCGGCGUCUGCGACAAGCACCUUAUCAACCAUUACUACUGCAAGAGGCCCAUCUACGAGUUCAAGAUCACGUGGUGGUGAAGCUGGAGGGAGAAAGUCGGGGCUGAUGGGACCAAAAAGCAAAAGGAUGGAUGUUUCAUUUUUACUAGAACUCGGCCGAUAUUGGUUUUUGUAUUGAAGUUGCCAAUAUUUUGUGCUGAUGUCUUAAAAUGUGACCCUUUAAGUCAUGCUUCAACAUGUAAGUAAUCUGUUUCCCCUAAAAUUUUUCUUUCUUUUUAAAAUGACCCCCCCCCCCCCCCCCCCCCCCCCCCCAGCAAACAAAUUACACCCAGCUGCCAGUUCAUUAGGUACACCCAGCCUAUAACAGUCCUGCAAUAAAUCUUUAAACUUGCAUUUUAACUUGCAUAAAGGGCGGAGUUAUUGCAGGACUGUUGUAUUAUUGACUGCAGCAGUUUUAGCCUGGUGUACCUAAUAAACUGGACACAGAGUGUAAAUACCAAAGCACUGCUAGGCCUUUUAAGAGCAACAUUAACACCCCUUUAAAAUCCUGUUUUUACUCACCUCCAGUGGUUUAACUUCUCACCUUGAUGCAGUGAUGUAACGGUGUACUCCAGGACGUUGUGACAUCACUGUAAGGCGUGGUUACAGGUGCAGCAAAGCACACCUGUGACCACGCACCCAACAGUAAUGAAGAAGAGGUGAAACAGUUUUAACUCUGAACCAGAGAGGAAAAAUACUGCUGUUCAGUCGGUAAGUUAUCUAUCAUUAAAUUCUGAUAUUUAGGAAGCAGGGCAUAUUUCAAGGUUUGGUGGCGCUCAGAGUCCAGCACACAGUCACUGUGGUUACACUCAGGUUGAAGCAAAACCACAAAGCAAAAAUGAUACCCCUCAGGUUGCAGCUACGUGUGCAAAACGCGAGUGAAAGGUCGGCCAUUAUGCAGCGUCUGCAAACAGCUGAGUAUGAUUUCUAUCUGUGGGACACAUCUGAAACGGACGAUUUAAAGCUGGAGUGCAGAACUUAAGUCUCCUUCCUCUGGCAGUGUGAGUAUUGUUUAGACUACACGACAUUUUUGUCUGUUAUUAUUAGAGUUAUUAAGGUAGUUUAUUCUAAGGCUGUGUAACGAUACUAAUCCAGUACUCUUAAAACGAUACCGACACCAACUGAGUACUUCAUUCCAUACAUUAAAACUUUAUUAAUAACCUGGGCUUUUAUUGGUUCAGUCACUGAACUCAACUGGUGUAUAUUUGGGACAGGUGCCUGUAGGCGACAGACCUCACUCAAGAAAGAUGGGAAAUACGAUCAAAUUGUUUAUUUAAACCAGUAUGAAUAUUACUUAAAAAAAAAAAAUUAGGCUAUGCAAUAACAUAUCUGUUAGGAAUCAUUCAUUUGAUCUAGCUCUGAGACACACACACAUACACGCAGUCACGAUGGUUGUUUUACUGCACCUGGCGUACACAGGCGCACCAACACAACACGUUUCUCUAUCCUGUUAAAACAAUGCUCACAACUUGGAAUCAUUUUUUUUAAAAACCCGUCCUGGUUCUUUUGAUCAGUGAAACCUUACAGACUUAAGGAAUAUAAAUAAUACAGGUUCAUCUGUCUGCCGGUAAAUCUGAAUGAAUUCUACUUUGGUGCUCAUGUUUAUCUUAAAAUAAACUGAACGACUGAAUUGCAGAGAAUCUAGUGGAGUUAACGAUGUGUAGCAGUUUAAACAUUUAUGCAGCUAACUAACUUUAGCUCAUGUAGCUGACAACCUGGCGGGUUUUGAAAGGUUUUAUAUCCAAAGAUCUUCUAUAAAAAUGAACUGCCUCACAGUGGCAGCCUGACGUGGCGUCUAACUGUGACUAGUGUUUAGUUGUGGAAACGUGUAGCAAAGAAAAACGGACUCAUCGUUUCAUCAGGACUUUUAAUUAAAUUUUUACAGAAGUCAUCAUUUCAAGGGUUUCAGUGGCACCUCGGCACACUAAAGUCCACGCUCAACGUCACCAGACCUGCUGCCCA
This is a messenger RNA of Epinephelus moara (kelp grouper), 3300 nucleotides long. RefSeq names its product potassium channel tetramerization domain containing 7 (gene kctd7). The record is from RefSeq and is a predicted model, not a curated record. The coding region runs from base 343 to 1380 and encodes 345 amino acids. Gene Ontology annotation, molecular function: protein binding. Gene Ontology annotation, biological process: protein homooligomerization. The transcript is spliced from 4 exons. NCBI's taxonomy places the organism in Eukaryota, Metazoa, Chordata, Actinopteri, Perciformes, Serranidae.